UUUUCUCACUUGAGACGCCUUUUACAAAUUUCAUAUGACAUUUCUAUUUUAAUUGGGGAAAAAAUAUUUUGAACUGAAACAGUAAUUGCGAGAAUGCUCAGCCUGAGGAAUGGAAUCUUCGCGGGCAAUCUUCUCGGCAGCGGCUUUUGCCUUCAGCGAUUUGCGCCCUGUGCCUGUCGCUCUUCGCGAAAGCUUCCGGCGGGAAACUCCCCGAAGAACCCAUACAAGCAGCUGAGAAAUGACUCGGUGGAGGAGAAACGCCUGUCGGUCCUGAUGGAGCUGGGGUGUCGAUGUCCGCAGAAGUCGCACAAGGAGCGUUGGUUCCUCACCAACCAGCGCAUUAUUUUGGCCCUGGCCACGACUCUGAAUCGUCCGCCGGACUUGGUGUCUGACUUUUUGCACACACUGACCCUGCAGAACUUUUCAGAGAUCCUUCAUCCCGUCGAGACCGAGACCUUAGGCCCCUCUUGUAGAGUUCCCUUUGUGAACUGCGGAGCCUGUGAGAACUUUAUGAGAAUUUUCGAUACUCAUGGGAAUGUAAGGAGCCGCCUUAGCCAGGACUCACUGCAGCUACUAAUGGAGGCCGUGCAAACUGUUUUGCAGCAAUCUCCACCCACUGAGCUCCGUGCAUUUGACGCAGGCUUUACGGGCCAACGAGGGACAAUUAAAAGGCAUUCUAUAGCGCGUAGAGCUGGUAUCGAUCGCGACUCAAUCGCUCGUCAAAACGGGAGGAGGCGAUUAAGAAACUCGGAAGCCAGGGCCUCAGAAAACAGAAGCCAUCUCAACACUGGCCUGGAGCAACGCACAGCCGGAGAUCCUGGAUAUGUUUUUGGAUCCAGCCUUGAGUCCGCGGGCUUAAAUGUCAUGCACACGCCCGAAAAAUGGGCCUUUACGGAUUCUUUAGCUUUAGAGCGGACCAGGCGGCUCUCCAAAUUGCUCAUUCAGGUUAAUGAGAAGACUUAUCUGACGCGCGAUACUGAGAAACUUAUAACUGCCAUCAAAGAGCUCAAAUUGGACAGUAAUGUCACUAAUCCAAAAAAACAGGCCCCACGGCAUAGCAUCAUGGCCAAUGUAACUUCCGAUUCGUACUAUGAAAGAGUCAAGGCCUCUGCUUCGAAAGCCGUGCUCAAGAGCCACUCGGCCCGCGGCUCGAAGAAAAGGAAGAAGGCCAGCGACGUUGAGCCAGUUCCUAAGCGGACCACGAACCGAGUGUAUUAUGGCGAUCCGCUCCCGGUGCUCCUGCACGAACCGUUUAAUCGUGAAAAGCCGUGGACCUGGUUGCGCCGACAUCCCCAGCAGAUGCGCAUGGAUGAAAAGGGUCAGGUGACACAGGGAACUAUCCGUCGCUACCGGCGCCAAACCGUAGAGCAAAUGAUGCAGAAUGCCAAGGAGCGAUCAUCGGUGAUCACUGUGAUCUCAACAGGUGACGAAAACGAUUCCGUGAAUGCGCAGCCCAUGUUUGGCCAGGAAACGUCCGGGAGCUAAAGCGAUGGCUCUCCCGACCGUGAAUUUUUAAAAUUUCUUGCUAACGAAAAUACUCGAAAUUCGCAUGGAAAUAUUCAGUGUGCAUGUCAGUGAUCCAUAA
Molecule: messenger RNA, 1585 nt
Organism: Drosophila mauritiana
Lineage: Eukaryota; Metazoa; Arthropoda; Insecta; Diptera; Drosophilidae
Exons: 1
Coding region: 94-1485 (463 amino acids)
Source: RefSeq, a predicted model, not a curated record